UUCUUCUGUUGUCUCGUGAAAUAUUUUGUCAAUGAAUAACUGUUCUAGUAUUGUAUUAAUUUUUUUUUCAUUAAAAUUCCUUUUUGGGUUUGUUGGUGCUGUUUUGCACUAGGGAGCACCUGCUGUAAACUUCACUCUUUGAGUUUCUCUUUGUUUAAAGAUUCAUGUAAGCUUGUAUGUCCCUCUUUAGGGAUUAAAUUCCAGUGCUGUUACAGGUGCCAGCUGUUUCUGUGACCCUUAGAGCUGUGAUUUAAAGGGCUUUGCAGAAUAAGGUGAGAAAGGGGAAAAAAACUUCCAGUCUCUUGGUAGAAGAGAUGUGAUGAAUGUUUCAGCACAGAUAUAUGUGGCUAUGGUUAGACCAAAUAUAAACCAAAAUACAGAACACAGUUCUCAUGCUGUUCUUAAUACUAACUAUAUUAUUUGUGCAUUUUUGACAUGGUGGUUUUCUUGGAGCCACAUAAUCUUUUGAGAAUUCAGAGCCACAGGGAAUAAAAGACCUGUUAUUGACUGAAGCACAACCAAGAUUUUGCCCAUGUUUUUUUCCUUUUAAAUCUGUCAGGGCCUCAGCUUUGAUUAACUCACAAACCCAGUUGGUCUAUUGAACUGGGUCAGUUGUUGGUCCAGACUAGCAGCCUGUGUCUUCCUGCUUCCAUGUGUGUGGCUGUAACUCGGAGCUCCAAGCCAGGGAAAGCUGGCACUGCUGUGGGAGGAACAGCCCUGCUGUCCCCCAGCCUACCUGUGCUUGUUCCCAUCUUACAGCAACAGAAUGACAUGGAGCAUGUGGUCACAAAAAUUUCUGGCUGAUGAUUUUACUGGAGAACAGAAAAAAUAACCACGCUCGUUCCCCUAAAAUGAGAAUAUUUAUCAAAACUGUUGUGAUCUGGGAGGAAAAAUUGUCUUAGUUAUGAAUUACUUGUAAUUUCUUUGAUUUAAAGAGAAACUUCUUUUGUUCUCAGCUGUAAGGGGCUAAGCCUCAAAGUUACAAUGAGAUGAUGCCAGGAACUGGCAUGCUGAUGGAGACAGGAGAAUGAAAGGACACAUUCAACUGAGCAGAGACUGGGAAUUUGAAUGGACCAGGAACAGGUGUCAGAUGUGGUGUAUGAGUGUGGCAGAAGCUGCUAAAUCAAGGGAUCCAGCUUUGGGGAAGGGAUGCCUGAGAGAUGAGAGAAAUUACACAAAGAGCAUUGAAGACGAGGCCCAGAUUAUUAUUGCCCAGGAAAAAAAGAAAAGGAGUAAGUAGAUGAAAGAAUUUAGUAGAGCUGUUGACAUAAAGAGAUGGGAUAGGAAGAUAAUCAUGGCAAGCUAUGUUUUUAUAGAGAUGUAUGGGAUGAUCAGAGUGUUACAGAAGUUGGGACAGCUUAGAAACUGUGUAGAGAGCAGUUUGGGGAACAGAGCAUAGGGCAAAAGGCUGGGAAGACCAAAAGCUGCCCUUUUGGUGCCUCUCCAAGAGGGAGCUGCAGAAUGGAGGAGGAGCUUCGCCGAGCUGAGAAGGAGACAGAUGCAAGCGCUGGGCCACCUGAGCCUGGGAAAAGUAAAAAGGGGUCUCUAAUCCCUGAAUCUAGAAGUUAAUCCAGAGGACCUGUUCUAUUAAAAAACCUUCCAAUAUGAAAGAAUAACAGUUUUACAAAGAGAUUCACUGUGAGCAACUCAAAAGGAAGAAUAAGGAUACAGAGGAUCGUCUGGAGUUGUGCCUCCAUCAGUGUGUUGAGAUGGAAAGGUGUGAAAGUAAAGAGCUGGAUGUUGAAAUAAGGAACCUGAUAGGGAAGAGUAACACUUCCCAGUCGUGUGAGGACCCCAAACCUAUUGCACAAGAGACUCCAAACCCUCAGAGAACUUCGUGUUCCCUUAAGGUCCACAGUGAGACAGCCACUCAAGGCCAUCUUGGAUGCACGUGGGCAGAUGGGAGUGACAUGGAAGCCCCAGCAGACCCACUGGAAUCAAGGCACACAUUACUGACCAAAAAGAAGACUUCAUCACCCAGUUCUCUGGAACAACAUAUCCUCUCACUGGAAAGACAGAGACGAGAGCUUCUGGAGGUGAACAAGCAAUGGGAUCAUCAAUUUAGAAACAUGAAACAGCUCUAUGAAAAGCAGCUGGCAGAGAUGAAAGCAAGGCUGGACGCAUCGGAGAGGAGAGUGAGCGAGCUGGAGCAGGAGAGACAUCGGCAGCAGCCAGGGGAUGAGAGGUUGGGAGUGCUGGGCAGAGAGAAGCUGUGGCAGGAAAAGAAAGAAACAAAAGUCCUCAGUGAAGCCCUCCACGACAUGAGGGAGGAGAACAAGCUGCUGAAGCAGAAGAAUGCCUCCAUGGCUAGAAAGAAAGAGCACUAUGAGGGGGAAAUAAGCCGUCUCAAUAAGGCCCUUCUGGAUGUGUUGAAAAAGCAGCACUCGCCUGUCCUUGGGACUCCCCUGGGGAAGGGUGACAGGAACAGCAUUGAGGAGAUGAGAACCCAGCUUGAAGUGCUGAGACAGCAGGUACAAAUAUAUGAGGAAGACUUCAGAAAGGAGAGGUCUGACCGAGAAAGACUCAACGAGGAGAAAGAAGCACUGCAGAAAGCUAACGAGAGAUUGCAGUCUCAACUGAAUAAACUCAGCGCUCAGACGAAAGACCUUCCAGUACAGCCUGAGAGGCCCAGUUACCCACCUCCACUCUUCCUCUCACCCUGUGUGAAUUAUGGGAGGUGUGGGAUGGUUCUUCACUAUGCAGAUCCUCGAGUACAACCAGGGCCUUGCAGGGCACAUGAGCAGCAGCAGCACUUGCCAGACUAUCAGUGGUAUGUUCCUGACCAGCUUCCGCCAGAUGUGCAGCACAAGGCAGAUGAUUCAUCCCCGGAGAAGGGAGCCCAGCGCUGACAGCCCGAGACCCGGAGAAGUGUAAACCAGAGGCUGCAAGCAAGUCUUGCAACUUCAUUAUUCUGUUUUCUUCUGGGGUUUUUUUGCCCUCAGCUCCUUAUCUCUUCAGUGCAUGUGAUUUAUGUGUGGUGAAAUCCCUUCGAGGACAAUAGAAAAGCAGAUCAUCCAGGCUGGUGAUCCUCAGGAUCCAGUUAAACUCUGCUGGGAAGCGUUACUGCCCUUUGUUCUGAAGAUGCUGUUUGUGCUGCCUAUGAGAAUCUGUUAAAGAGCCUUACGAGAAAAGAUGCAGCCCUUGCUGGGGAUUCAGACUGUCCCAUCUGUUUUGAAUCCAAGAGCUUAUAAACCCAAUAGUGUUGUGAUUUUUGUUGUUGUUCUUUGAGAAUUAUAGAGAGGGCUUACUUGAUUCCAGGGAAUGAUUUGUUGGUAUAUCACCUCGAACUCUUUUUCAUCUUUUUCUUGGUUGGUAGAAAGGAAAUCUGCUUCACUGUUUGAACACAUUUGGGUAACUGUAAACAGGGUACCAGUGAUGCCAGGCUGAGUAAAAGGUGCCCCUUUCUGAGUCCAGGUCAGCUCUCAUUUUGUUUUGGCUCUAGAAUUACAUGGAGAAAAGUAACCACAGGUUUUUUUCUGUGUGCACUUAUUCGUAUCAGAAGAAUUUUGGUAGAAAUAUUUAAUGGGUUUAAUUUCUCAGUGAAUAUGGCUUUAUAUUUCCAAAUGAUUCUUGUAAUGAGUCUGAACAUCAUCGUGUACCCUCUAACCCAAGAAUAAAACGUGGCUUUUUAAGUGAAA
This is a messenger RNA of Corapipo altera (White-ruffed manakin), 3638 nucleotides long. RefSeq names its product TNFAIP3 interacting protein 3 (gene TNIP3). The record is from RefSeq and is a predicted model, not a curated record. The coding region runs from base 1710 to 2849 and encodes 379 amino acids. Gene Ontology annotation, biological process: cellular response to lipopolysaccharide; regulation of transcription by RNA polymerase II. NCBI's taxonomy places the organism in Eukaryota, Metazoa, Chordata, Aves, Passeriformes, Pipridae. The transcript has 15 exons.